GAUAUCAUUUUUCUGUACCAUUUACCAGCGGUGGUCGGGGCUCACGAUGGACAUGGGGUUGGCGCUUUUGGAUUUGAAGUUGGCGCUGUUCGAAGGCUUCCGGAUCCCGGUCCUCACACCAAGUUGCAGCUCGGAUUUGGCAGGUUUGGGACGUCGUCACACGGUAUGGCCAAAACGGAGAGGGACUCUGAUGAGGGGAGGCUUGCAAGCGGCGGACAGAGGCCCAGAGUGAGGAGAAUGAUGGUGCGCGCUCAGGGCUUUCUUGACCGCCGACGGCAGCCAUAUCGUUCUUUACACUUCCCGUCCCCAACAAACAAAGCGCCAGCAGAGGGGCUUUUGAAGUCCCACACCACGCGAUCCCUCAUCCUUUCUGUCCUUGUCUCGUUCGUGCCGUGAAGACAGGAAAAGCAUAACUUCCCUCAUCACCGUCCCUCGUUUCCCGCCCAUCACCUCAUUCCAAAAUGCCAAAUCUCGAUACUCCUCUCUUCUUCUUUGGCGUGACGACUGGUAUCGCCCUCGCCGCCGCCACCCAAUACCUCCUCAACAGCGCGGUCAACGCAAAGCACAGGAAGAGAGACCAGGGUGUCUCAGAAGUCGAUAGGUCAGAAGCGCUCCUCGGCGUGCCACUGACGCACGAUGCCGCACAGCUGGAGAUGCGGUCUUUCACAGAGUCCCUGCUCGGCUCCACCUCCGCAUCCGGGAACGUCCUGCAGUCGCCGACAGCCGUAAACGUCGGCACCACGCAUGGACGCCGACCAUCUUACAGCGUUCCUUCGUUCGUCGCUGCGGACGGUACGUUACCGCAACUCGAACGCGAGUUCACCGUCCCGCCGCACCGAUUGCAGACCAUGGUCAGACACCUCGUGAACGAGAUGAAGAAGGGCUUGGAUGCGGACGGACAUACCCUGAAAAUGAUCCCGUCGUACGUCGUCGCGAGACCAAAAGGACAAGAAACGGGGUCGUACCUCGCUCUGGAUUUCGGAGGGUCGAAUUUCCGGGUGUGCUUGGUUGAACUGCGGGGCAACGGACAGAGCCGAGUGCGUCAGUCGAAACACUCCAUCUCGGAUGAGCUCAAGAAGGGGAAAGGAGAGGCUCUCUUUGACUUCUUUGCCAAGUGUAUUGGGGAAUUCUUAAUUUCCAUCGGUCAAGAUGUCCUCGAGCCCCGCAAUAUCGGCUUUACGUUCAGUUUCCCCGUGCAGCAGACUGCUCUCAACCACGGCGCUCUCAUGCACUGGAACAAAGGUUUUGAGUGCAGCGGAGUUGAGGGCCAGGAUGUGGUCGGGCUCCUGAACAAAUCGCUGAGGAAGGCCAAUUACAAACUCACUGUCACCGCGUUGGUCAACGACACCGUCGGAACGUUGAUUUCGCACGCAUACCGCGAUCCCCAAACGUUUGUGGGAGUGAUUCUCGGCACGGGCACCAACGCCGCGUACGUCGAGAAAAUGGAGUACAUCAAAAAAUGGAAGGGAAAGAAGACCACUGGCGAAAUGGUCAUCAACACCGAAUGGGGAGCCUACGACGAGCAGUCUGUACUGCCGCUCACCAGCUGGGACCGCAUGCUGGACCGCGCAUCGCUCAACACGGGGAAACAGAUCUUCGAGAAGAUGAUCUCUGGCAUGUACCUCGGCGAAAUCGUGCGGUACAUCCUCAUCGACCUCGUGUCGACGGGCGAGCUGUUCAAAGGCACCUCGUCUAAACCGCUGCAGGUCCCUUACAAGUUCGAGACGGCUUACAUGUCGCGAAUCGAGCGUGACCAUUCACUGGAGUUGUCUGACACGAAAGUAGUUUUGGAGGAUAUUAUGGAGAUCCCGGCAACGUCGGUGCAGGAUCGACGGGUUGUGAAGCAUGUGUGUGAGCUUGUGGGCAUUCGCGCGGCUCGGCUGAGCGCUGCUGGUGUCGCUGCUAUCAUCACCAAAAUGAACCGGUUUGAUGCUUGCACGGUCGCUAUUGACGGAAGUGUCUUUGAACACUACCCCCACUUUGCCAACCGCAUGCGCGAUGCAUUACGUGAAUUGCUGGGUAUCAUGGCCGAAAACGUCGUUUUGGAACAAGCACGAGAUGGGUCUGGGGAAGGCGCCGCUCUCAUCGCUGCCUUGCACGGAAAGUGAGGGGCCGAAUCGAGUUUCUUUCCAACUCCUCUCGAUAGGAUUCUCCUUUCCGCCAACAUACCCCAUCGCACCCGGGCCUGUAUAGACGCAGCGACAAUCCAGCCCAGUGGGCUCCCGCUGUGAAAACAUAAUCCCCGUAGAGAUGACUUUCUCUGUUCCCGAUUGUUGCAUCCUUAGUUUCACCACCAAGUUGCCGCUGUUUGUACUUGUCUGAUUGGACUUUUGGGGUUUCCUUGAUAUUUGUAAAUAUUAUGGACCUCCUUUUAAUUCAUGCACUGAUGCCAC
Molecule: messenger RNA, 2393 nt
Organism: Fimicolochytrium jonesii
Lineage: Eukaryota; Fungi; Chytridiomycota; Chytridiomycetes; Spizellomycetales; Powellomycetaceae
Product: hexokinase-domain-containing protein
Exons: 2
Coding region: 462-2108 (548 amino acids)
Biological process (GO): intracellular glucose homeostasis; glycolytic process; glucose 6-phosphate metabolic process
Cellular component (GO): mitochondrion; cytosol
Molecular function (GO): fructokinase activity; ATP binding; glucokinase activity
Source: RefSeq, a predicted model, not a curated record